AUCUCAUUCUGAAAGGUGUGGAGGAAAAGGUGCCGUGAAAAAGCGUGUGCGCAUUUGCCGAGUGGAAAAGGAAGCAUUUUUCUGCAUCUUUCGUGAACAUUUCGCGUUAUUUCGUGCAUUAAAGGAUUCCGCAACUGUGAAAAGAAUCUCGCCAUAUUGUAAACGCUAACCCCAAAUACAGAGUCGUUGCUUUGAUACCGCGCUGUGACGUCUGUUUGUGCGCGUGUGUGUGUGAGUGUGCCCUUGUGCAGAGCAACAGGAAGAACAGUAGCAGCAACAAUGAAUGCAGGACUAAGUAAAAUACACUUUGUCAACACGACGGGCGUAUCGCUGAACGAUCGCUUUACCACCAUGACCAAACCGACGGUGGGUUUUGGGGCGGCACCGGCCAUCGUAGAAGCACCCCGUCCGCGAGCCAGCUCGGUUACCAGAGCGACGGAAAGCAACCGUCGGUUGGUCGAUCAAUGGGAUCAGUUGCAUGCUUUGCAAGCCCUGGGAGUAAAGGCUGUUCCUGUUAUUCGUCCCGCUCGCCAGCGGCUGCAGCGCAACAACUCAUUUGCUCAACAUGUGAAACGUACCAUUGAUAAACUGACCGGAGGCGUGCGUCGUUUGCCGCGAUCAAACAGCUUUACCGACAUUGCAACAAUGACCGCUGACCGCUUAGAACUGUUGCAACGAGUCCGUGGACGUGCGCCAACAAUCUCGUCCCGGCUGGGCGCCGUUCGUUCCGUUUCAAGAGGACGCAGUAUGUCGCGUGGACGCAGCGCAUCACGCACCCGCAGCAACUCGCGUGGACGCCAGCCCUCGUUAACCCGUUCAAACUCGCAGACGAAUCUGCGUCGCGCCGGAUCGCGUACCAACCUCUCCCGUGCCGGAUCGCGUACCAAUCUGACCCGUGCCGGAAGCCGCAAUGCGCUGAACGUUGUUAACCGUAAACCGAUCGCUCCGAAUGAUGCCCGUCGACGCAUCAACCGUAACAAUCUGCUUGCCAAUCGGCUGGGCACUGUCAAUAAUGCUGCGACGGCCAUUACACGUGGCCGCAGCCGUAGCCGUAGCCGCGUGCGUGGUGGCGCCCCAGCAGUUGCUGCCAAUGUGCCGGCGGUGGCCGCCAAUGGUCGUGCACGAUCGCGUUCCCGCAAGCGUGCCGGAUCUCGAGCUCGCGCUGGAAGCGUGAACAGUCGGCUCGGCAUGAAUCGUACCAACGAACCGGCAGCCACUGCAGGUGGACGGGCCAACGGAGGUCGUGUGACCAAGCGCAACCGCAAUGGUCCACGCGUAAACGCAUCGAUCGUCGGUACACGCGCCGGACGCCCGCAGAAGAGAGAAGCACCCAAACGCAAGGGAGCGGGUGGUAAGGCAGCAAAGGCAGCCGCUGCCAGAAGCAACGGGGCGGGAGCUAACGGUGCCGCAGGAGGAAGAGGAGCAGCAGCAGCAGCAGCAGCCGCCGCACCCGGCAGACGCGGACGAUCUCGAUCGCGGCGUGAUAACUCUCGCGUUCGUGGACGCAGUGCAUCGAAGAAUCGCACCGCACACGUAAAGCAGCAGCCCAAGAGCCGCGAAGAGCUGGACAGCGAGCUGGAUCAGUACAUGGCCAACACAAAGUCGUCGCUGGACAAGGAAAUGGACCAGUACAUGAACGGCAUCUGAAGCAGUUUUCCCUCGAACGGCCAUAUUUUAACCACCACUACACCCAGCAAGACGUUUUAAGAAGGCAAAGCAUCUAAUGAACUAACACAGAGAGGACACGAAUCCUAUCCCCUAAUAACCCACACAGGUGUAUCACACCUUAGAAAACGCACGUGUGUGUGUGUGUAAGCAGAAUAAUACAUCCGUAUGAAAUUCAACCCUCAAGACUUUCACAGUCGUUUGCCAGCAGUGUGAUGGCAUCGUGACUUAGCAGAUAAGAAACAUGCUAGUUUUAUUUAAUUAUUACCAGUUACAAAGUAUGAAUAAUUGUAACAUGUAUAUAGAAUUCUCACCUAUAGCUGUUAGCGUUCUUACAUGAUGAAUAAAAGAAUGAACUAUGUACCCCCAUAUCAAGGGAUGAACGAA
This is a messenger RNA of Anopheles gambiae (African malaria mosquito), 2052 nucleotides long. Its product is annotated as circumsporozoite protein. The transcript is spliced from 6 exons. The coding region runs from base 280 to 1647 and encodes 455 amino acids. The record is from RefSeq and is a predicted model, not a curated record. NCBI's taxonomy places the organism in Eukaryota, Metazoa, Arthropoda, Insecta, Diptera, Culicidae.